UUCCCACAUUUUCCCCGUGUCCCCUUAAACCUGGAAACAUAUCUAGCUUAGCGGUGAGUGUUAUGUUUGCAGUGCCCUGAUGGGUUAGCCUAGAGAAGGUGCAAUUGUCUCUGCAUUGCCAUAUAAACCAUGACGCUGUGAAUCUGUGACCAGGAGGCUCUCCACAACUCACAGCUGUCUUUUCUCCAUCUCCAUGUCUCUAACAUUGCCCGGUCACACUGGCCCUGUCUCCCACAGGUGGACCUUAUGGUGCAGUUGGAGUGGACCUGGCUUUUGAGAAGUUGCUGUGCCAGAUUUUUGGCUCCGAUUACAUUGAGCAUUUUAAGGUAAAACGCCCAGCAGCCUGGGUAGAUCUGAUGAUAGCCUUCGAGGCACGGAAAAGGACUGCUUCCCCCAAGAGACUGAACCCUCUCAAUAUCUCCUUACCGUUCUCCUUCAUCGAUUACUAUCGGAAAUACAAAGGGCAGAGUGUGGAGACUGCACUGAAAAAGAGCAGCACCCACCUCGUCAAGUGGUCCUCCCAGGGAAUGCUGCGGAUGACCCCACAGGCCAUCGCUGAACUCUUCCAGCCCACAGUCACACAGGUGGUGGCUCACAUCGAGACCCUGAUGAAGAGGCCGGAAGUGUGUGGGGUGAAGUUCCUGUUUUUGGUGGGUGGAUUUGCCGAGUCUCCCAUUCUGCAGCUUGCUGUCCAACAGGCUUUCAGCCAUUGUUGCCGAGUCAUCAUUCCCCAAGACGUGGGCCUGACCAUUCUCAAAGGAGCCGUGCUCUUUGGCCUGGACCCUACCAUCGUCAGGGUCAGGCGUUCACCUCUGACCUACGGGGUCGGUGUCCUCAACAAGUUUGUGGAGGGGAAGCAUGCGAAGGAGAAGUUGCUGGUCAAGGAUGGCACCCAAUGGUGCACUGACAUCUUCGACAGGUUUGUGUCUGUGGAUCAGUCUGUGUCGCUGGGUGAGGUGGUACAGCGUAGCUACACUCCUGCCCGGCCGGGGCAACGGAAGAUUAUCAUUAACGUUUACUGCAGCAGUGAAGACAAUGUCCACUACAUCACUGACCCAGAGGUACGCAAGUGCGGCACGGUCAGCUUGGAGCUGCUGGAAACAGAGAAUGUGAGCUCCAGGAGACAGAGGCGGGAGAUCCGCACCAGCAUGCAGUUCGGAGAUACCGAGAUCCGCGUCACUGCCCUGGAUGUAGCCACCUCACAAUCCGUGAGAGCUUCCAUCGAUUUCCUGUCCAACUAA
Messenger RNA from Rhincodon typus (whale shark), 1241 nucleotides. Its product is annotated as heat shock 70 kDa protein 12A-like. The record is from RefSeq and is a predicted model, not a curated record. Lineage: Eukaryota; Metazoa; Chordata; Chondrichthyes; Orectolobiformes; Rhincodontidae. The transcript is spliced from 3 exons. The coding region runs from base 357 to 1241 and encodes 294 amino acids.